Molecule: messenger RNA, 5097 nt
Organism: [Torrubiella] hemipterigena
Lineage: Eukaryota; Fungi; Ascomycota; Sordariomycetes; Hypocreales; Clavicipitaceae
Source: the annotation of a GenBank genome assembly
AAGACAAUCGCCUUAUUAAUUUAUGACUCGGCAACAAAACAAAUCUUAAAAAUGUGUAAAAGCAGGGCUAGAACGGGGUCCGGCAGUUCCGAGCCUGAAGAAUGGGCUCGGUCUUUGUUAUAAGGCCGAAUCUUGGUAGGCUCUACCGGUGCAAUGCAAUGGAGUAUAUAAAGAAGGGUUGACAUCCCUUCCGGGCUUUAUCUUUGAAUAAUGCUCUUAAAUAUAUAUAAAUACUUUCUGUUAUUUCAAGAGAGCCCAAGUCACUUUUACUAAUUUUCAUAUUUCCAGUACAGCACGUAAACCCAUCACACCAACCGAGCCAGCAAGUUGCUGGAACCAGUCGCCAUGCAGUCGACGGAAGACCAAGGGCAAGAAAAGUCCAAAAUCGGUCUAGAUUGGCAUUUGAAAGACAAAGUUUCAGCCAUGCAAGAAAGAGACCACAACUCCGGCUUCCCACGUCGUGAACUGGGAGUGACAUGGCAAAACCUGACUAUCGAAGCCGUCUGUGCCGAUGCCUCCAUUCACGAAAAUGUCUUUUCCCAAUUCAACAUUCCGAAAUUGAUGAAGGAAUCAAGACAAAAACCACGGAUGAGAACAAUUUUAGACAACAGCCACGGGUGUGUCAAGCCAGGCGAGAUGCUACUCGUACUCGGUCGCCCUGGCUCUGGCUGCACGACUUUGCUCAGCAUGCUGGCCAACAAGCGACGGGGUUAUGCAAAUGUGUCUGGUGACGUACUCUAUGGGUCCAUGAGUGCCCAGGAAGCGAAGCGGUAUAAAGGUCAGAUUGUUAUGAAUACGGAAGAAGAAGUUUUCUUUCCGUCCCUGACCGUCCGCCAAACCAUGGACUUUGCCACGCGACUCAACAUGCCAUUCCGACUUCCCGAAGGAGUAAAAGACGCAGAAGAAUAUCGAAUCGAGUCUAGGGACUUCUUGCUGCAAUCUGUUGGCAUAGAACACACCAUAGAUACCAAAGUGGGUGAUGCGUUUGUUCGCGGUGUCUCUGGUGGAGAGCGAAAGCGAGUCUCCAUUAUCGAAUGUCUGGCUGCCAAGGGUAGCGUCUUCUGCUGGGACAAUUCAACACGAGGCUUAGAUGCUAGCACGGCUCUCGAAUACACCAAGGCUAUCCGUGCUAUGACAGACAUACUGGGCCUCUCCACGAUUGUGACCCUCUACCAAGCCGGAAAUGGCAUCUACGACCUGUUCGAUAAGGUUCUCAUUCUGGACGAAGGAAAGGAAACAUACUACGGCCCAAUGAAAGAUGCCCGACCCUUUAUGGAGAAUCUCGGUUUCGUCUGCGCACCAGGCGCCAAUGUCGCUGACUUCCUAACCGGCGUGACAAUUCCAACAGAACGCGAGAUCAACCCGAAAAUGCAGCACACGUUCCCACGAACUGCGUCUGCUAUUCUCUUGGAAUACGAAAAGUCCGCCAUACGCACGCAGAUGGUCGCCGAGUAUGACUUCCCUGACAAAGACGCUACCCGGCAGAAAACGAGCGAGUUCCAAAGAGCGAUCGCAAUGGAGAAGCACAUGAUGUUACCCGAAAGUAGCCCUCUGACCGUUGGAUUUGCGCAACAGGUCGGUGCUUGUGUCAAGCGCCAGUACCAGAUUAUCUGGGGAGACCAAGCAACCUUUUGGAUCAAGCAGGGCUCGACGCUAGUACAAGCUCUUGUUGCCGGUUCGCUCUUCUACAACGCACCGGUGACUUCAGCAGGCUUGUUUCUAAAGUCAGGUGCGCUCUUCUUUGCCCUUUUAUUCAAUACCCUAAUUGCCAUGUCGGAGGUGACAGAUUCGUUCCACGGCAGACCUGUUUUGCUCAAACACAAAUCCUUUGCAUUUUUUCACCCGGCUGCAUUUUGCAUCGCCCAGAUAGCCGCCGACAUCCCCGUCAUUCUCUCUCAGGUGUCGAUUCUAUCGUUGAUUCUAUACUUCAUGGUUGGCCUGACCAAGGACGCAGGCAUCUUCUUUACGUUCUGGGUUAUUGUGGUUUCGGCGACCUUUUGUAUGACGGCAAUGUUUAGAGCCAUCGGAGCUGCCUUUGGAACCUUUGAUGGCGCUGCCAAAGCAUCCGGACUUAUUGUCUCUGCCGUUUUCAUGUACACUGGGUACAUGAUUCAGAAGCCCAAAAUGCAUCCCUGGUUUGUUUGGAUCUUUUGGAUCGACCCACUGGCGUACGCAUUUGAUGCGCUGCUUUCCAAUGAGUUUCAUGGCAAGACUAUUCCAUGCGUUGGCCCCAACCUGAUACCCAAUGGCCCUGAAUAUGGUAAUAAUUUACAUCAGGCAUGUGGCGGAGUUGGUGGUGCCGUACCUGGACAAGCCUACGUUGAUGGUGACGCGUACCUGUCGUCGCUAUCAUAUAGUCAUGCUCAUCUUUGGAGAAACUUUGGCAUUCUCUGGGUGUGGUGGGCGCUCUAUGUUGCCAUUACUGUUUGGGCAACGAGCCGCUGGAAGUUGUCGGCUGAAAACGGACCAAGCUCGCUGAUUCCACGAGAGAACGCUACUGUCACUCUGUUAAACCGGCAGAUGGAUGAAGAGGGCCAAGUAACCGCAAACGAUACCCUGUCAUCCGGUCAUACAACACCAUCCAAGUGGAAGAAUCCUGCUGGAGAUGCAAGCUCACGCCAAGGUCUUGUCCGAAACAGCUCCAUCUUUACCUGGAAGAACCUCAGCUACACCGUCAAGACCCCAAGCGGCGACCGUCGUCUUCUCGACAAUGUUCAAGGAUGGAUUAAGCCGGGUAAAUUAGUUGCGCUAAUGGGUAGUUCUGGGGCCGGUAAAACAACGCUUCUUGAUGUGCUUGCCCAGCGCAAAACUGACGGCACGAUCUACGGGUCCAUCUUGGUAGACGGACGGCCGCUCCCUACAUCUUUCCAGCGAUCUGCUGGAUAUUGCGAGCAGCUUGAUGUUCAUGAGUCGUACGCGACGGUUCGCGAGGCGCUCGAGUUCUCCGCUUUACUCCGACAAAGCCGUGAUACCCCCAAAGAGGAGAAGCUUGCUUAUGUCAAUACCAUUAUCGACCUUCUUGAGCUGGGGGAUCUCGCCGAUACUUUGAUUGGCGAGGUUGGCGCUGGACUCAACGUUGAGCAGCGCAAGCGGGUGACGAUUGGUGUGGAACUCGUUUCUAAACCAAGCAUCCUCAUCUUCCUCGACGAGCCGACAUCUGGCUUGGAUGGACAGUCUGCCUUCCGAACGGUCAGCUUCUUGCGCAAACUCGCAGCUGUUGGGCAGGCUGUCAUGGUGACGAUUCACCAGCCCUCAGCGCAGCUGUUUGCUCAGUUCGAUAGUCUUCUCCUUCUCGCAAAGGGGGGCAAGACCGUCUACUUUGGCGACAUUGGCGAUGGUGCUAGCACCGUUAAGGACUAUUUUGCACGCUAUGGUGCACCUUGUCCUGAGGAGGCUAAUCCUGCCGAGCACAUGAUUGACGUUGUUUCUGGCAGUCUGUCCGACUCAAAAGACUGGAGCGACAUGUGGCAAUCAUCUCCUGAGUAUCAGGCAGUUACUGCUGAACUAGACCAAAUCAUCCAAGAUGUAAGUUCGAAGCCGCCUGGCGUAGAGGAUGAUGGCUACGAGUUCGCUGUUCCUUUGUGGGAGCAGAUUAAGGUUGUCACGCGUCGCAUGAACCUGUCGCUGUACCGAAACACCGACUAUGCCAACAACAAGUUUGCUUUACAUAUCUUCUCUGCGCUGUUUAAUGGCUUUUCAUUCUGGAUGAUUGGGAACUCAGUGCGAGACCUACAACUGAAGCUCUUCACCAUCUUCAACUUCAUCUUUGUUGCUCCUGGUGUUUUGGCACAGCUUCAACCUCUUUUCAUCCACCGAAGGAACAUCUUUGAGACCCGAGAGAAAAAAUCAAAGACGUAUUCAUGGGUUGCAUUUGUGACUGCGCUUAUCGUUUCCGAGAUGCCGUACCUGGUUGUUUCAGCUGUUCUGUACUUUGUCUGCUGGUACUAUACCGUCGGCUUCCCGUCUGCCUCUGAUCGAGCCGGUUCCACGUUCUUCGUCAUGCUCUCCUACGAAUUUCUUUACACGGGGAUAGGCCAGUUUAUCGCAGCCUACGCGCCAAACGAAGUCUUUGCAGCACUGGUGAACCCCGUGAUCAUCGGUACUCUGGUUUCGUUUUGCGGCGUGCUUGUUCCCUACCAGCAGAUCCAGCCAUUCUGGAAGUACUGGAUAUAUUAUCUUAACCCUUUCAACUAUCUCAUGGGUAGCAUGCUCGUGUUUGACUUGUGGGGCCAAGAUGUUCGCUGUACGGACAAUGAAUUUGCUCUCUUCAACCCUCCCAAUGGGACAACCUGUGGUGCAUACUUGGAGAGCUACUUGGCGGCUGGACGGGGCGCUGCCAGCAAGCUCGUCAACCCUAAUGCGACCGCUGAUUGCCGCGUGUGUUCCUACAGCAACGGCAGUGAUUACCUCAAGUCGCUGAAUUUGAAUGAGUACUACUAUGGUUGGCGUAAUGCUGGCAUUGUGGUCCUCAUGGUGUUCAGUUCGUACGGGCUGGUGUACGCGCUUAUGAAGCUACGGACCAAGACUUCGAAAAAAGCAGAAUAGUGGGAGACCUAGUUGUUGAUUGUUUCAAGGAGGUGAUCAUUUAAUUUCUAUUAGAAAGACAUGGCAUAGAUGUAUUUUAGAAUUUUCGACAUUUAAUUUUAGAGUCAUUUUUUACGGAGAUAUUAUGAUGCAGAGAAAGUCUUUACAAAAUAAUUGAAAAUAAAUCCAUGGCUACUCUUCUUAGCAUCCUGGACCUCUGCGACGUGCGCUCCCUUAAGAAUUCCCCAUGCAGCAGCCAAGUCAAGGACGGUAAGAGUUGUAUCAAGGACUGUGAUAUUAUCGAAGCCUCUUCCCAUGAUCCAUCGCUGAGAUGUGAGCGCGGUUGCGAAGUUGAGCACUGCCUGGGAACAGUUUCCAGUUCCUAGAACAAUCAGGGAUGUAAAAUCAAUGGGCCCGUCGCCAGCCUCAGAGUUGGUGGAAAACAGCCCACGGCUCCGGUUCCUGACGAGCGACCAAAAUCGAAUAGCAGCGAAUAAGAAGAGAGGAAAGUUCAUAACACCAAGACAGGCCAUUACAUCGUGAUACCAAGCAUCUCCACGUGCGAGAGACCGU